CUCGUGACGUGACUUGAUAACGCUGCUGCUACUCCGUACCCCGUCUCUAGUGUCUUACCCCAUACAUUCACAGCGUGUAUACAUUAUAUGCAUAUAACUCCUCCCCGUACAGCUCCCUGCCUGUAAAGUGGGAUAUGUCCCUGAACCCGGGAUGUAACAGUCGCUCCACAUAAAGUGUCCCUCCUCCGAAAAUGAUUUCACACCAAAUAAUAUCCCCCGGAAAGUGACACAAUACAAAAUGUCGGCUCCAGACCUCAAGACUCUGUUCCAUUAUAACAACAACCGCCCUAAAUCUACUCCCAUCCUAGAGACCGGGUUGAAGGACCUUCCCGCCAAAACUCUUGCUCCAGUUCUCACACAGAAUCAAACCUCGCCACCAGAAGAGGACACGAGUUUUUCCUUGACCCCCAAGAAUGUGGCGGUGGACAUUAGCCGGACACCAUCCUCGGGAUCCCAUGAGAACAGGGAGUCCGACACUGAAUUCUCACCCCUCUUAGGCAACAGUGAUUCCGGGACCAGCAGUGUAUUCUCGAAAGAAUUGGCAUGGGAUGUCCAGGAAGCCGUCAGUAACUACUUCCGGUUGAGCAACUACAAACAAAUGCUGCACCAUUUCAAGGUUACAGUCCUCCUCGUCCUCACCGUCGUCUUCUGCGCUAUUAUUACUGCACACGAGGAAGCGGAAGUGAAGUUUUGGACAACAUCUGUUGCUAACACUUUGCCCAUAGUUUCCACUUCUCACGACGCCGAUGGCACCCUAACACUGACAUUAGAUGGCCCCCUGAAGAAGACAGAAGACAGAAAUUCAAACGACACAGUCAUCACAAUAGAAGUUCUCAGAUAUAACAGUUCUGAAGUACUAGAGACCAAGAUGUGGGUGUUAAACAAGUCGAUUUUGCAUGAGGAAGAAUCUGAGGAGGUGGAAUAUAAGUUCCUUAACCUUAGUGGAACGGACAGUGUCAGCCUUCGUUUCACUACUAACUCACCGGAGAGUUUCGCUGUCCGAUGGAAAGUAGAUUUGACACAUAAUAUUGAAAUCAUCGUCGCAGCAGUCGUCCUCGUCUUUGUCUACAUUCUCAUUAUAUUUGAGCUAGUCCACAGGACAGUCGCGGCCAUCAUCGGUUCACUGGCGGCUGUCGCUGCCCUGUCCUAUUUUGAGAAGCGACCGUCCCUGGAAGUUAUCAUAGCCUGGAUAGACAUGGAAACGCUCAUGCUGCUCUUUGGAAUGAUGAUACUGGUCGCCAUAUUUUCCGAAACAGGAUUUUUCAAUUUCUUUGCCCUGAAGGCGUACAAGUUAGCAAAGGGCCAGGUUUGGAGUCUUGUAACCUUACUGUGUUUGUUCAGUGCCGUAGUUUCUGCAUUUCUCGACAACGUUACAACAAUCCUCCUUCUGACACCCGUCACUAUCAGGCUCUGUGAAGUGCUCAACCUUGACCCGAAAAACAUCCUGAUAGCAGAGGUUUUGUUCUCCAACAUCGGAGGUACGGCUACUGCUGUGGGGGACCCGCCUAACGUCAUCAUUGUCUCUAACAAGGAAAUUGCUGAAAAGGGUAUCGACUUUGCCGAGUUUACCAUACACAUGACAGUGGGUAUAGUGUUUGUGGCGUUCGCAGGGUACGGGGCACUACGAAUUUACUACCGAAACAUGGACUCUCUCCAAAACAAGGACCCUCCCGAAAUAGCAGAGUUGAAGCACGAGAUUGAUCUGUGGAAGAAAGCUGCAGCCCGCGUGUCGGUCGCCACCAGGGAGGAGAGUAUUAUGAAGGCACUCUUCUUACAGAAGGCAACUCAGCGAGAAAACAGCCUAGUCCGGCGACUUUACAGAAUAAAGCGCUCAGAGAUUAAAAACUUCGAACAAAACGUUCAAGAUCUGGAAAGAAAGUACUUCAUCACAGACCAGUGGCUACUGGUAAAGAGCAGUAUUAUACUCACUGUAGCCAUCCUCUUCUUCUUCCUGCAGUCCUUUGUGGACGGACUACAUAUCAAUAUAGGCUGGGUAGCCGUUAUGGGAGCUAUAAUGUUGAUGUUGUUUUGUGUAGGCUGGGUAGCCGUUAUGGGAGCUAUAAUGUUGAUGUUGUUUUGUGUAGGCUGGGGUCGGAUUUCCUAUGAUGAUCGUAACCAAUAUUGUAGCAAUGGCCUAUCUCUCGAUAUGUCACCUUGCCUUUGA
Molecule: messenger RNA, 2164 nt
Organism: Mizuhopecten yessoensis (Yesso scallop)
Lineage: Eukaryota; Metazoa; Mollusca; Bivalvia; Pectinida; Pectinidae
Product: P protein-like
Exons: 17
Coding region: 239-2164 (641 amino acids)
Biological process (GO): transmembrane transport
Cellular component (GO): membrane
Source: RefSeq, a predicted model, not a curated record